GCCUUUUCAGAUCCUUUCAAUUAAAGACUUCCUUCCCCUGCAGAUCCCCUUGCAAACUCUAUGCACGUUGUGUGGAGUGAUGGCUUGUGUGUCCAUACCAGCCCCCAUACCAUACGUGGCUACGGAUCGUGCAUCAGAGAAUGAUGUGUAUUUGAAUGAUGCUUGGAUGCAGGCUGAGCAGUUGAGGCAGAAACAAAAUUCUGCUGAACUGCCAGCACUGACGCACCUGUCCCGAACCGACCCUCCCACCUUUGAGGGAGAGAACGUUUCCCUCUCCCAGUCCAGGGAAAAUGGGCAACAUGGCAACAGAGAUCACUGCUUUUCUCCUGACCAUCUCAGGGUGGAUCUUGGUGUCGUCCACUCUGCCGACAGACUACUGGAAGGUAUCCUCUGUGGACGGGACGGUCAUCACCACGGCCACCUUCUGGUCAAAUCUGUGGAAAACAUGUGUGACUGAUUCCACUGGUGUGUCCAACUGCAAGGACUUCCCAUCAAUGCUGGCUCUGGAUGCCUACAUCCAGGUGUGUCGGGGUUUGAUGAUCGCUGCUGUGUGUCUGGGUUUCUUUGGUGCCGCUCUCGCCUUGGUGGGAAUGAAGUGCACAAAAAUAGGAGGCUCGAAGACCACUAAGGCUCGUCUGACUGUCCUGUCGGGCUUCCACUUUAUUCUUAGCGGUCUCUGCUGCAUGACAGCGUGCUCCAUAUAUGCUCGCAGGAUCACAACUGACUUCUUUGACCCCCUGUUUGUUGCCCAGAAGUUUGAGCUGGGAGCUGCCCUCUUCAUCGGCUGGGCUGGAUCUGUGCUGUGUAUCUUAGGAGGACUUAUCUUCUGCCUCAGCCUGUCUGAAGGCUUCAGUAUCAGAGCUGAAUACUCCUACAGUGGAGCUGCAUCUUUUGUGACAACACGCAACAAGGCCAGUAAGCCGGCCCAGAGCCUGAACAAGGAAACACGGGAGCCAUCGAGGCAGUUUGGAAGAAACGCCUAUGUGUGAAACUAGACUCUCGUUACAUUUUGUUAAUUUGGGAAUUCACCAUGUCAAUAAUAUUUCAUCAUUAAGGACGGCAUUCACUGGAAUGAACUUACCUGUGUCUGCAGUAAGAAGGAAGUGUGGCUACUUUGGGUGACAGUUUACACAUUUUAUUGACUUGAAGUGUUCAGAUUCCUCUUUAAAUAUGGCUGCCUGGUUUCUGUCAGUAAUUCGUCCAUCAAAGAUAAGCACUGAGAGAACGAAAUUUGAUUUGACACCACGUGAUAUUCAAAGUCUCUGGUCACCUUCGAUAAGCUGGCUUUUAGUGCCUCUUGCACAUAGACACAAAUUAAAUUUCAUGCUUCAUAAGCCUCAAAUCAGAAGCCAGUGGAUAGUAAAACCUUUUUUUCUUGCAUG
Messenger RNA from Archocentrus centrarchus (flier cichlid), 1382 nucleotides. It is a transcript of the gene cldn10a, whose product is annotated as claudin 10a. The record is from RefSeq and is a predicted model, not a curated record. NCBI's taxonomy places the organism in Eukaryota, Metazoa, Chordata, Actinopteri, Cichliformes, Cichlidae. Gene Ontology annotation, molecular function: structural molecule activity. The coding region runs from base 291 to 989 and encodes 232 amino acids. The transcript is spliced from 5 exons. Gene Ontology annotation, cellular component: bicellular tight junction; membrane.